This is a messenger RNA of Penicillium angulare, 4482 nucleotides long. RefSeq lists its product as uncharacterized. NCBI's taxonomy places the organism in Eukaryota, Fungi, Ascomycota, Eurotiomycetes, Eurotiales, Aspergillaceae. The coding region runs from base 1 to 4482 and encodes 1493 amino acids. The transcript is spliced from 4 exons. Gene Ontology annotation, molecular function: nucleic acid binding; 3'-5' DNA helicase activity; four-way junction helicase activity. Gene Ontology annotation, cellular component: nucleus; chromosome; cytoplasm. Gene Ontology annotation, biological process: DNA replication; double-strand break repair via homologous recombination. The record is from RefSeq and is a predicted model, not a curated record.
AUGACGAAAAAUAAUCUCUCCGCUCAUCUCAAAUGGCUACUGAACCGAGCCCCUUCCUCUCACCCUUUGCUGUCCGCUGAGGCCCCUCCGAUCCAACGCGAGCGCGCCUCCCAACAGCCAACUCCGCCUUCCGACGAAAGCGAACUUUUGGAUGCAAUCAUUGAGGACGCCGAGGAUGCGACAAACGAAGAAAUGGCAAGAUUGCAGACUGCAUUAUCAGCGAGCAAGCCUCGGCUGCCUAGUCAUCUUGAGACAUGGAAAGCUGAACCGCCCUCCACGUCUAAAACGUCAACCUCGAUAAAGUCCGCUGUAGCAGAUAGUCACACAGGCCUCGAACCACCAACGUCCUCAUUCACACGUGCUCAGCCCAAAACGACACCAUUCCGAUCAAACCGCAAAUUUGAAGCAUCUCCCUUCGGCGAUAUAGAGUCAGUUGAUUUGACAGGAGAUCCUCCGCGAUUCAUCUCAUCGUCAUCAGUUGGCCCCGUGGAGCCCCGUCGGUUGUGGUCCGAGGAGGCUGCAACACAUGAGAAGACUACUGAAAAGCGUGGGAAGAAGCGGAAGAGCGACGAAUACACGUCCGACCUUCUGUCACCAUCUAAACAUACGGCUAAAAUCCGAAAUCCCUCAAAAGCAAAUGGGAUCACGUCUGUGAAGUCGAUCUCUGAGUUCGCUCCAACCGAAGACUGGUCAAAAUCUUCCAGAAGUACGAGACAACCAAAAACCGAGUCUCCGUCCCCUCAAAAGAGCAACCGCAAUCGAAUAAUCGCUGGUUCUGACGAGGAAGAUUCAUUUGAUGACUGGGUGGACGAUGAUGUUGACAAAAUGAUCAUGGAUGACUCAGGGCUGUAUCCUAAGCUACCCCAGCUAAGCCCUGCUGAUAAUGAGACCAAAAAACGCCGUGAUAGCCGCAUUACUGAACAACUACCGUCCCGAGAAGCGCGAAACAUAACAAAAACAAAAGAAACAAAAAUUUUGCGUCAGUCUCCUGGGAUGAGUGUUCCCAGUUCUCAGACCAAAGAUGAACAGAUUCUGAAAUUCGUGGCCAUUUCGUCAUCGGCCCUUGAGAAUUGCAUCUCAAACCUUAAAAAGACCCGGCAGAAGAAUGCGGAGAUGGUAUAUGAACAGGCCAUGGAAGGCCGAGCCGCUCCACAUUUACUUGCUGAGAACCAGAGUCUCAUUUCUCGAAUACAAGCCAUUGAGACUUUAAAAUCCCAGCAAGCGGCUUAUAGUAGUUGUGUCUCUCGAAAGGGAAAAUUGAAAGAAAGCCUCAUGCAAGUCAUUUCCCAGGGACUUGAUCCGACGACCAUGCCAACUGAACUCGCAAAAAGCCGAGCAGUUGAAGCAGAGUUGGGGGCGAUUGAAGCCAAGAUACGCGAACUUUUGCCCCAAGCUAGAGUCUUCGAUCUGGUCAAAGACUCCAGCAUUGCUUCUUAUAGCUCAGAUUCACACUCUCGCGACCCCGAAAAGGAGGAUGAAGGCUUGAGUUUCAGCAGAGACCCCUCCCCUUACCUACCACCGCCUAUGAAUCGACCCCAAUCGCCCCAAAGAGAACCAACUUCUUUUGCCGCAUCUGGUAUGACCGACAGAAACUUACCGUCUAAGCUGACUGGGCAAGCUAAUACCCACCGUCUUGGCAACGAGAAAAGCGUUUCUCGAAACAUGGGCUCACCGUCAAUGGACUUUGAUGAUUUUGACUGGAAUGAUAGUGAUGAUGAAAUGCUUGAAGUUGCUGGCAGCUUCAAUGAAGAUGCGCCACCGUCUCUUAAUGAAAUACAUACACAGGAGCGCCAGGUUUUUGCUGAGACGUCUGGGAACAUUUCUCGAAGUCAAGCACCAAAGAAAUCACCCAGUCGAAACAAUUUUUGGUCUAAUCAUCCCUGGUCCCACGAUGUAAGAACUGUUCUCAAGGAUAGAUUUCGUCUUCGUGGCUUCCGAUCAAAUCAACUCGAGGCUAUCGAUGCAACACUUGGCGGGAAGGACACUUUCAUUUUGAUGCCAACCGGUGGAGGAAAGUCCUUGUGUUAUCAGCUUCCAUCUGUCGUGUCAAGUGGCCGAACUAAGGGUGUCACACUUGUGGUCUCCCCUCUCCUGAGUCUCAUGGAAGAUCAGGUUUUCCAUCUAAAAGAGCUCAACAUCAAUGCAUUGCUGGUCAAUGGUGAUACUAAUAAAAGUGACCGGUCAUGGAUCCUUGAUCAAUUGGCCAAUAAUGGAGGAGGAGACAUGGAGUUGCUGUACAUCACGCCAGAGAUGCUUAGUAAAAACCAAACGCUCAUCAAAGCCUUGGAGAAACUUCAUGGUCGGAAUAGACUGGCGCGAUUAGUGAUCGACGAGGCGCAUUGUGUCAGUCAAUGGGGCCAUGACUUUCGACCAGACUACAAGGAGCUUGGGGAAGUUCGAACAAGAUUCCCUGGUGUGCCAGUUAUGGCCUUAACUGCCACCGCCACAGAGAAUGUGAAGGUCGAUGUAAUGCAUAACUUGAAGAUGCGAGGAUGCGAAGUAUUUUUGCAAAGCUUCAAUCGUCCAAAUUUGACCUACGAAGUGCGACCAAAAGGCAAAAAUGAUGAAGUUCUGACUAGCAUCGCUGAGACGAUCAAGACCUCGUACCGGAACCAAUGCGGUAUCAUUUACUGUUUGUCUCGCAAAACAUGCGAAGAAGUGGCGACCGUCCUUCGAGACAAGCAUCAUAUCAAAUCAGAGCAUUACCAUGCUUUAUUGAAACCCGAAAAGAAAGCAUCGGUACAAAAGCAAUGGCAAAUGGGGAAAUGCCAUGUUAUUGUCGCCACAAUUGCCUUUGGUAUGGGAAUCGACAAACCAGAUGUCCGUUUUGUGUUCCAUCACAGUAUCCCCAAAAGUCUCGAAGGAUAUUAUCAGGAGACCGGUCGUGCCGGGCGAGAUGGAAAGCGCUCCGGUUGCUAUCUCUAUUAUGGCUACAGAGACACUACUACACUGAAACGAAUGAUCGAUCAAGGCGACGGCAGCUGGGAACAAAAGUCACGUCAAAAACUCAUGCUGAGGAAUGUUGUCCAAUUCUGCGAGAACCGCAGUGAUUGUAGACGAGUCCAAGUACUCGCAUAUUUUAACGAACAGUUCCGCCGAGAAGACUGCGCUAAUACGUGUGACAAUUGUAAGUCAGAUGUUGUUUUCGAAGAACAGGAUUUUACGGAAUACGCAUCAUGGGCUGUUAAAAUUGUGCGCUACUUUUGUAAUUUGCCAAAGCCGAAAAAUUUAAAAGACAACACAAACAACGUCACUGUACUUUACUGUGUUGAUAUUCUUCGUGGUGAGUUGAAAAGACCCAAAUGCCCGUCACACAGACAAAACCCUGGGUAUGGUAAGGGGUCUGCCAUUGAUAGAGGCCAGGCGGAGCGACUUUUCUACCGUCUCCUGGGCGAGGAUGCCUUGGCCGAAAAUAACCAGAUCAAUGGGAAGGACUUUGCUGUUCAAUAUAUUGUUCUUGGGCGCCACGCCAGCGAAUACGAAGCCGGAAAGCGGAAACUGAAGCUACACAUGCGCGUCUCUCCAAACAAAGCUCGCGCGUCAAGGCCGACCUCGAAAUCCAAGAGUAGCAAUCAGAGCCAUCCACAAUCUACACUGGUAUCUUCACCAAUUCAAUCAGCUCACCAUCGCCGCCAAGCUCGCUCUCAGCCUCACGAAACACUCCUGGACUUUUCGGAAGAUGACGAGAGCGACGGAUUUGAGCCAAUCAGGGUACCGGGCAAGCAGAAACGUCAAAGUCGCCAUGAGCUUGGUCCACCAAUAACGACCGACCAAAAGAUGGACCGCCUUGAUCAUCUUCAUCGUGCUGUUGCUGAGGAUUUUGAGGUCACCGCCAAGAGAUUCCUGCAGGAUAUCGUUGUUGAAAGGGGCCUCCGUGCCCAGCCAUUCCCCGACCAUAUCUUACGCGACAUGGCCAUUUUUUUUCCCAGUGAUCUCUCACAGCUUGCUGCCUUGCCUGGUAUUGAUCAAGACAAGGUCAAACGAUAUGGACGCCAGAUCUUAAAAUUGGUCGAUAAUACAAAACGCCGUUAUCAUGAAUUGAAAGAAGAGGCUGAGUCAAAUGGCGUUGUCCCUGACCCCAACCAUCACAAUGUCAUCAAUCUCAGCAGCAGUGAUGAGUACAGUGACGGCGAUGACCUCUUCGCAGACCAGGCAUCUGCCUUCGAGUUCGACACCCAGUUCUCCCAAGAGCCCAACGAAGACCUUACGAGCCGAUACUUCCCCCCUCCCCCGUCACCUGGGUUUGACCCUGGCGGUUUUGAUGCCGAACCAGCAGCUGUUGGCUCCAAAGGGCGCAAACGACCCUACACCAAAAAGCCACGCCGGAAAAAUGGCGGUUCGUCUGCAAACUGGAAAGCUAAAGGCUCCAGAUCCAAGAGCAACACGAGUACUCGUGCACCAAGCCGGUCAUCUGCUGCUCCUCGGAAAACUACAACGAAGACCAAGACACCGAAAUCUACGAUUGGAAUGAUGCCCAUUUGA